Pseudonaja textilis is the source of this 468-nucleotide messenger RNA. It is a transcript of the gene QRFP, whose product is annotated as pyroglutamylated RFamide peptide. The record is from RefSeq and is a predicted model, not a curated record. Gene Ontology annotation, biological process: behavior; neuropeptide signaling pathway. NCBI's taxonomy places the organism in Eukaryota, Metazoa, Chordata, Lepidosauria, Squamata, Elapidae. Gene Ontology annotation, molecular function: orexigenic neuropeptide QRFP receptor binding; neuropeptide hormone activity.
AUGAAGUUCCCCAACCACAUCUCCUGCCUCCUGCUGCUGAGUGUUGGGACCUCUUUCCUUGCCCAUGGCCUCCGAGCCCCGAAACACCCCGGAGAAGAAGAAUUCCAAGUUAUCCCAGAUGAACCUGGCUUUGGGGAAGCCGGACAUGCGGAGUGGCGGCGUUCGACCGUCGGCCUGAACCCCCUUUUCAGCAUCGCCAAAGAGCUUCAGAGCUUCGGGAAAGAGAAAGCGGGGAUCCAGUUCCGCUUUGGGAGGCAGGACGCGGACGAGGAGCCCAAGGCCAUCGCGGAUCUGCUGGAGGAAGGCGGUGAGAAGGGGGCCGGCAGGCCGGAGACCCUCGCAGGAGAACGGAAUGGCGACUACAAGAGGAAGAAAACCGUCUUUAGCAUCUGGUUUGGGAGGCGAAAAGGAGAAGCCUUUUGGGCCAAAGGGAGCUUUUCUGGGGGUGGGGUCCACCAUUUGAUGUGA